Messenger RNA from Dromiciops gliroides (monito del monte), 8320 nucleotides. RefSeq names its product ALMS1 centrosome and basal body associated protein (gene ALMS1). Gene Ontology annotation, cellular component: centrosome; centriole; cytosol. The transcript has 22 exons. Lineage: Eukaryota; Metazoa; Chordata; Mammalia; Microbiotheria; Microbiotheriidae. Gene Ontology annotation, biological process: regulation of centriole replication. The coding region runs from base 1 to 7989 and encodes 2662 amino acids. The record is from RefSeq and is a predicted model, not a curated record.
AUGCCGAUCCGGGCUCCCUACAGGUACCCUGCGGUCGGAGGGAUCCUGCCUCCCAGCUUUGGGCUUUGGGGAAUCGAGAUCUGCCAGGCUCCCCCAUUUAUAUACUGGCUGCUGGGCUGGCGCGGGUCUUCCGCCUCCCGGGGCCGCUUCCAUUUCUGGAGUCCCCGGCCCGGUCGCUGUGACGUAAAUGCCCAAAUAUGGACACAGGAUGUGGUCCAGGGAGUCCCGAUAAGGAAAGCUCGCUGGCAAUGUACGCGGUUCCUGCUCGCUCCCGUGGUCCCAGAGGACCACAAGCGGGCUCCUCCCGCCCUUCACCGUUCUGGUGGGGCGCUCCUCCUUCGGGCGCUCCGCUCCCCAGCAACGCGAGAGCCCGCGCAGACUGGGCCGAAGCCGAGCUCGAGGCAGGGGCGGGGCGCGCGAGCGGGAGCCCAGUGCGCCUGCGCAGGGAGCCAACGGUCGCGGUCACCGUGGGGCUGGGUAAGGGAGACACAAACAUGGAGUCGCCGGCCCCGCGCUUGGGCCUGGGAGCGGGAGAGCGGGCUCAGGGGGAGAAGGAGGAGGCGGAGGAGCGGCAGCCGGGGAAUGGAAUCUUGGCACCCCCUUAAUGUAGAAAUGGACAAUUGUCACAGCCUGCUUGCGUCUUCGGCCAGGCUUAAUACGAGAAGGGAAGAGAGUGACCUGUCUGAAUUCCCCUCUGUGGAGGAGGGGAUGCUGACUAUAUCUGAAGAGGAUGGGAGGGACCAUCCUGGAGAGGCUUCAUGUUCCCCGUUGUUAGCCAUUCAGGACAGGAGCGGCUCUCCCCAUAUCCCGUUGCUGGCAUCAUCUCCGACCCAGAAGGUCUGGAACGAGUCUCUGUUUCAGCAGAGUGAGCUGGAGUUCGCACCUCUGAGGGGCAUUCCUGAUCUCUCUGAAGUUUCAGAAUCACAUUCCAGACAGUCCCAAGGCAACGAAGCCCUGUUUCCAUCCUCCUCUGAAGGGCCCUUUGACUUCUUCGACAGGUCUCUCAGUUUGUGCCCUAGUAAGACAGGCGGGAUCAGCACCAGCACUUCUUACAACGCCAGCGGCAUGUGUCCGCGCAUCCCUCGUCAACAAAUGCACGUUUACACAGACAAAAAGGCUACGUCUUCACCUGAUACGUGUGAUGAGCUUUCCAGAUCGUAUGGGACAGACAGUGUCGAAACCCUCGCUUCGGCUGUGUCACUGAGGAGGUGGGAAACUUCCCAGAAACCAGGAACAUUUCCAGCCAGGCAGGGCCAGAGUGUGCUUGCAGAUGAUGGUGUUUCUCCUUCCGACUGCAAAUUUUCACAUUCUGUCCUCCUUCCUUGCUUAGAUAAAAACAGACCAGGUUUUUCUUCAUCUACUGAUAGCUCUUUUUGUGAGAAUUUUAAUUAUAAAAACCCAGGAGAGUAUAAGAUGAACCCCAAACUUGAGUGUUUGAAAUCAGAUGACAGCAGAGUUAAAAGGUUGGGGGAUGUGUGCUCACCAUUUAAAGGAGAGCUUUCUCCCAAGUUUACGUCUCAUUCCUUGCUCCCUGUGUCUUCACAAGGCCAGUCUAUGCAGAAUCCUCUAGGUCCUGAUGUGAAGUCUGUAAAACUUUCAGUUCACAAUGACAGCACUAGAACUGGACCUUGUGGUGUUGCUUUUCCUUCUGGCUGCAAGCGUUCUGUUAAAUUUAAGUUGGAUGACAUGCUGAAAGCAGGCCUAAAGGAAGGUCAUGAUGAAACAGUGGCAUUCCAUGAGGUUGUGGCUUCCAUAGAGCCGAUGACAAGUAAGAAGAGCUCUGCUGCUGCUGCUCCGAACUUAUUGGGUGUCGGACUAGAUUGGAAACAAAACAUUUCUCCCUCUAGUUCUCCCCCUGAAGAAUCUCCACCAGGACAACCGGCUCAACCAAUCUAUCAGUCAACUCCUUUUGUAUUUCCUGUCCAAAAUUUCACUCCAGAAGCGUCUCUGAAGUCACUUCCUGUCUCUUCAAAAAUUGAGCCUUCUUUUGUUUUCCCAAAUGAAGAAUUAGCCAACCCUUACCCCAAAAACCUCGUUUGGAAAUCCCUGUUGCCUUCAGAUAACCAGGAUGUAAGCUGUAGGCCUAGUGAGAAGCCUGAGACUACUUCUGGAGAUCUGCCAUAUGUUUCAUCACUAACUCACACUUACUCGCCCACUUCAGUAAACAUUCUACAUCAUGAUAUUUCAUAUAAUUAUACAAGUCAGGGUGAAGCUUCCCUCACUAAGGCAUUUAAGGAGAAUGUGCUUAGGACAAAUCCACCUGUGAAGGAUGACACCAACAUUCGAGGUCCACAGCUCAGUGAAAAUAGUAUUAUCUCCAGUGGAAGAGUUGCGGAAAUGCUUAGAGAGGAGAAGUAUAACAUGAACAAUCUCGCAGAGACCCGGGAUCCUCUUCAGAACAGCCUUGACCCAUCGGGGGGCUCACAAUUCCAUCCUAGUUUCACUGACCAGUUCAGAGACGGUGGCUCGGAGCACAGCAUUCCUCCCUUGAGUUCUUCCCAGGCAAAGUCUGAUAAGAGCACAUCCACCGUGGACAACACACCAGCGCCUGCAGAGCUAAUGCUCUUGGAUGCAGAGGUCAAAGAGUACCAGGAUCGAACUUCACAAACACCACCUGAGAAAAAGGUGCACCAUCACCACUGUUUCAUUAACCCCCAUGCAUAUGUUCCUUCAAUACCAUGUGUUCCAGUACCAGUCAUAGAGCCGCAAUUACUAUGUCCUAAUACGUUGAGGAUAUUUUAUAAGAGCCCAAAGAUCACUUCAAAUGUGCGUUCCAACUUUAAUUCUGGCAUCUCUCAUGUCAGCUGGUCUGUUCCUGUGGAGUCCCACUCACACCGAAGUUUACCAGCCCCCAUCGAGACAUCACAGCAUCGAGAUUCCCAGGAGAAAAUGGUCAGUCAGCUUGAGAGUACCUCUCGGCACUGGGAGGAGCAGGCUUCUGCAAGUGCCCCAGAGACUUCCUCUAAGUGUGAGCAAGCUGAGGAGAAAUCAGUAUCACCAGCUCUGCCCUUGGAUACUCGCUAUCCUAAAGAAGAUUUCAAAAUCAUUUCUGAACGUGUCCAAAGACUGAUAGAUCAUUGGGAUUCCCAUCUGCUUGAGAGCAGUGCCCAUGCUACACCUUUGCCUUCACCUACACGUAUGUCUGUAGAUAAAGGUGGUAAAAAAGGUACACUGACACUUUCAGACAUCAGGGGGACACCUAUAUCUGUGGAUAAAGAUGGGAAGAAGGGCAAGUCAACACUUUCAGACCUCAGGGGGACACCUAUAUCUGUGGAUAAAGAUGGGAAGAAGGGCAAGUCAACACUUUCAGACCUCAGGGGGACACCUAUGUCUGUGGAUAAAGAUGGGAAGAAGGGCAAGUCAACACUUUCAGACAUCAGGGGGACAUCUGAAGGUGAAUCGAAAACAGAUAAAAGGCUCCACACACUCCUGGUAGAGGCAGAGAAUAUCGCACGGAAGCGCUUUAGCAACUCCCCAUCUCUUUACCCUGAUGUUAUAUCCCCUCGGAUCAACAGGCUGAACAAUAGCAGGGAGGCCCCUGUGACUAAGGACUCCUUUGGGUUUUCCCAGAGGUCAACAAGGGUUGAAAAUGUGACCCCAGCCACGAAGGUGGAGACUAGCAUGAUCAAUCAUUUCACUUCCCAGAGGGGUACUGGGAAAACUCAGGAAAUGGAGAGUAAGGCCAGAGUGGCCUUGAAGGAGACGCUCAGACAAUACGAAACAGCCCGCACAGUGUCGAGAUGUGAGCCUGGCAGAAGCAGUGCCUUCAUUGGGGAUGACAUUUCAGUGCCUGUGAUCCCUUUUAUAAGCAGCACUUCAAGUAGUGACUCCAGCAAUAUGAGAGUUUCCUACAUUUGGGAUCCUGUUUCUGAUUCCUUCUUUGGGUACCUGCCGAAUAUCCCAACGCACGUGUACAUGGGAGAUAUUCGAGAGAGAGAAAUUAUUUCUGAUAGCGAUGAUGGCAGCAGCAGUGAUGAUUCCUUGGCUGUCCAUGUGCAGCAUCUCCUGAAAUGUGAUAGUCCAGGGAGCUUUGCCACACAGAUGCUGCGGAAUGCAGAGGAAGAGGAGUGUAGAGUACGAGCACGUGCCUGGAAUCUAAAGUUUAAUUUGGCUACUGAGUGUGGAGACUUCACGACAGAGCUGGAUGAAGCCGACAUGAGGAAGGUGGAAGAGAUCAAGGCUGGCCUGUUUGGGCGUGGGAGGCCACUGGACGUAUUCCAGGAUUUUCCGUGUCCAGUGGGAGUAAGAAAUAUCUCGGAAACAUUAUGUGAUCAUAUCUUUAUUGAAGCUCACGAAAAAGGCUGCUUCAGAACUAUGGCUAAUGAACCAUUUGGUAGUCCUUCUCGAGGUUUCAUAUCUAAUGAGUCUGCAGACAUGAGCCAAAGACAGUUGCCAUCAUCUUGGCGUGCAGUCUGUGGCAGCCAGGCAGAGUCAACUGUCCAAACUUCUCAGUCGAAAGCAUGGAGCUUCUCUAGGUUGGAAAGUCACCAACCGUUUCCAAGCUCCACAUCCGAGUUGCAUUAUGUGAGCAGGGGGACUCCAGGAUCAUUCCAUGAAGAGAUGGAGACCCAGCUGGCGGGAUCAGUGGCACCUGCUUCUAUAUCCUCUCAAGAACCCAUCAGUCUUCCAUCUCGUCCAUCUUCUGGAUUCUCCUCCGAUGCUUCAGUUGUGGCUCAAGCUGACCAAGGACAAAGCCCUCCCCCUGUUCAGAGAUCUUCCGUGCAGAUGUCUAAGAGCCCUCUCCCACUUUCACGCAAAACGCUGGUGAGUGUCCUAAAGAAAGAUCCAGCACGUGCAGGAAAGCACCACCGUCGGGUAUCUAUUGAUCUGUCUGUUGUCAUGAAAAGUGUUCAAGAGGAAGAACCCGCAGCAACACCACCUAUUGAAACUGCCGCUGAGCCUCAGUGCAGUAUCAAGGAGGGUCGGCCUUCUGACAGGCAGGACCUUGCCAGAGGAUUGAGUCCCAAGUCACUUGGAGUAAAUGAGGAAGGUGUCAAUGCAGUUGCAGAAUUCCCUUCGGGCAUUUCCCCUGAGGAGCAAGCAAAGGAUUAUCAACCUAGAAAUAUCCCACCUGAAGAUAACGAGGUGGGUCCUGGACAGUCCUCAGGGACUCCUCUUUCUCAGCGUCAGGGUAAGACUAUGGGGAAGGAAGAUCUGCUGAAGCAAAAAAGGCCUUCUUCGAAUGUGGCCAGUGUUGAGUCAGAGUCAAACGUCACAGUCUGUCCAAACUCCCCAGCUCCAGGAGGAGAAGUAUCACCUGCCUCUUCUUCAUCUUCAUCUCCCAAACAAAGAGCAGUCUCUUAUCUCCGUAUAACUCUCUCCCCCAAGGCUUCUAAUGCCAAGCUGAAUGUGUUAGACAGUGGUACUGGAACAAGACUUAAUGAGUCAUUGAGUGUUAACACAUGUGCCACAGAGUCAAGAUCUCUUGUGCCAUCGGAACCAGCCCCUCGGCCACAUCACAAGAAUAGCCAGUCCUCAAAGUCCUUUUCAAAGCAGACCCAAGUUAAUAUUUCAGAUUUGGGUGCUUAUUCACAUUCUAAAGGAGCCCAGAACACUCCAAAUCGUAGAAUGUCAGAUGACUUCAGCACUGCAGCUUCUGCCACUUCUCUCAAGCUGUCAUCGGAUGCUAUCACUCAAAUAACAACUGAGGGCUCAGAAAAGGCUACAUUUUCAUCAGAGAUUUUUAUUAAUUCUCAGGCUCCCAACAUCCUUAACAAGCCAUCUCAUGGCCUGACUGCUCAGCUCUCGCUGUUGCCCUACAAGCCUUCUGGAAGCGCCCAAGUGUACUAUGUUCCAAACUCGGCGGAGCCAGCCCAGUAUCCUGUUGCCAAAUCAGAGACCACGCUCGAGAGCACCCACUCAGGCUCCAAUGAUGCCAUCGCUCCAGAUUUCCCCCCCGAUGUCCUGGGCACACGGGAUGAGAACGUGUCCGAUAUCGUAACCAUUAAACACAGAGAGGGCAUCUACAGCAAGAAGACCGUGUGUAAGUCAGCCUGGACCGAAGCACAAAAUCCGCCCCCAGAAAACGCCUCAGAAUCUAAAAAUCAGUUGGAACUUGAAAACACUACCCAUUCUGUCUUCAAGUCGGCCCAAUUUUACUUUCACCAUCCAGUGCACCAUCCCCACGAUCAUGAUUUCUUCUGCUGUGAGCCCUGGGGAAGGGUAACUUGCCCGGCUCCUUCCAGAAGAGACUUCUUUCCUUAUGCAGACAAGGACCCUUGUUUCCCUCCAUGUGAAGAUGAGUGUAGAUUCUCCCCCCUACAGACUGAGAUGGACUACACCAGGAUAGAGAGCUACUGCUGGAAUGUUGCAGGGGGCAGAGAGCCAGGGGCCAGGCAGAGGCCUGAAGAGAACCUCCAAGUUGGGAGUAAAAGGAGCAGUGCAAAAGAAACUGCGAGGAUCCGCUUUUCCCUAGCGCAGACGCUCGAGCCCAGCGCCACUUUGAAUGAGCUCUGGAACAGGUUUCAAGAGCGACAGAAGCAGCAGAAACCACCUGGUUCCAGGUCCUCGGAUGAGUUGUCCUUGGUCGAUCGUCUUGAUCGCCUGGCGAAGGUCCUUCAGAAGCCCAUGAUGCUCUCUCUCCAGGCUUCUGAGUCUGCCCAGGAUGAUUGCAGAGGGGAGAGCACGCAGCAGCAGAAGAGGAGAAGGCACCGGCUAAAGAAGGAUGAAAUCGAGUCUCCAUCUUCUCACAAAUCAAGGUCGCCCCCCCGCUCUCCAUUUGGACUACUGGGUGGUGACCCAGUGAGCCUUGCCCGUCCCAAACAGGCAGGGCUGGAUUCUGUCAGUGUGAUCUCUUCAGAUUCUAGGCCCUCACCUGAGCCCGCAGAUCCCGUGUUGGAGUCAGACGUGACCACCCAGACUGAUGGGGAAGCUGGCCUACUUGGGGAGGUGAGCAGUGACGUGUCCAUCAUUGGUCCUGCCCGGAUAGUCCAGGGAAGAAAGCGUGAAUCACCCAAACAGCAGCAGAAGCACUUGUCUGAGAGUAGGAAAGUAGCCAAGUGGAAGAAAAGCCUCCCGCCUUCUUCUCAGGUCAGAAGGAAAGGCACGCAGGUGGAUUCUGUCAUUUCCUCAGACUCCUUCUCAACUGUCAGUAGUGCUUGGGGUCCAAGCCCUACCCUCAGGAAUAAGCAGAAUGUCCGGAUGUUAAAUAAGGGAGUUCAAACAGGGGAAGUGGAGACUGUGAGAAGUACAAGGAAACACACUCGAGAUUUUGGGGUGACUUUUCCAUCUCCCAAUUAUAAUGCGACUCAUACAAGGGGAGACAAUUCUGUGAACCCUUCAAGUCCAGGAAGCAGUUCAGAAGAAAAGAAGCCUCUGACCAUUUACCUGUGGUCCAAGAAGCCGAGGAGAAGUAAACCCCCCUGCUGUGAAGAAAACCUGAGAUGUUCCUCCAAGAAGGAGAACCAGGCCAGUGCUUUGUCUGGGCCCGGCCCCUCCUGGUUCGCCUCCUUGACUCACACCAAGCCCUGGAGGCAGCCCCUUCGAGAGAAGAACUGUCAGACGGAUGGCCAGGGAAGUGGGAGAUUGCAGGCCGUGCCGCCCGUCCUUGGUGAUGACGACAGAGAGGCCCAGAGACGUUUCGUGAAGUUAAGCCUGCAGGAGUCCCUGGAGAGGCUCCGUCCUGACUUCAUCUCGCGCUCUGGGGCUCGGGUCAAGCGGCUGAGGCUGAUCAAGGAAGAGAGGAAGCUGCAGUGUCUGCUGCAGAGGGAGCGAGAUGAGCUGUUCAACACCGCUGAGCAGCAGAGGGAGUCCCAGGACAUUGCCAGCUUUCUUUCUAAGAAAGGUUACGUGACCAUGAGGAACAGGACGAUAACCAAGAAGGAAAUGGUGCAGCGAUCAAAAAGGAUCUAUGAGCAGCUUCCUGAAGUGAGGAAGAGACGGGAAGAAGAGCAGAGAAAGUCAACUUAUACUACAUACCGGUAUAAGGCCCAGCUCUACAAAAUGAAAAUCACCAACCGUGUCUUGGGGAGAAAAGUCCCCUGGGAUUGACAAGCAAGAGACUCUUUGAAUUCUUAUGUUUUAUGUUGUUGUUUUUAAAUUCCAGACUUGUGCGUGGGUAUAAUGUGUGAUGUGAAUAUGUAAUAGUUUAAUAUAUGUUUUUGUGUGUAUUUAAAUAAAAGUUACUUGAUGUGCAGCUUAAAAAGAAUGAUUUUAUAAGGGUUUGGGGGAGUCACUGAUGCAGGUGGACAUGACUUUCUUUUUGGGGACCUUCUUCCCACCUGACUGUUCUGGAACAGUGGCUUUAUCUUUCAAUUCCUUCCAGAAGCAGGGCUUUUUUUGUAUGUGGUUUUGUACAUUUAGAAAAUAAAAGUCUUUUGAC